Brassica rapa (field mustard) is the source of this 2168-nucleotide messenger RNA. Its product is annotated as E3 ubiquitin-protein ligase RGLG2. Gene Ontology annotation, cellular component: nucleus. Gene Ontology annotation, biological process: protein K63-linked ubiquitination. Gene Ontology annotation, molecular function: ubiquitin protein ligase activity. Lineage: Eukaryota; Viridiplantae; Streptophyta; Magnoliopsida; Brassicales; Brassicaceae. The record is from RefSeq and is a predicted model, not a curated record.
UAAAAACUGAAAGCAGUCGAAAAAAUUGUCAACUUAUUAUUUGUUUUUAGGCUUUGUUUGGACUUUGUAUUAAGUUGGAAGAGUAAAAAAUAAUAUUAAUCAAAGUGAUAAUUAUAAAUUAACCGCCAUUAGCGAGAUUAUUUUAAAGAAAAAAAAAAGAAAUUUGAUUCUCUUAAUGAUUUGAUAGAAACAAAUCCGAAAACAGCAGAGAGAAGAAAGUGAAACUGCUUUAGAAGAAGAAAAGGCAGAACUCUGCUGCUUCUGCUUGUUCCUCCUCAAAAUUCAAAAAGUCUAUGAGGGAGACGUGAUUGAAUUGAAUCUCCUUUCUCUAUAAAAGAAGACCACCAACCUUUGAUUUCUUAAGCGGUUAGAUAAUUCAACACCUGUCCUAAGAUCAAAGCUUUCGCCUUUUUUUACACGAGUUUACUGAAUUGAAUCAAAGUGGUUUAGUUGUCUGAUGGGGACAGGGAACUCAAAGGAGAAUUGGAGACAGGAGUCUUCAUCAUCGUCUAGGUCAGCUUCUUCACCUUCAGCAGCAUCUUCUUCUUCAUGGGCUUCUCAUCAAAGCUAUCCUCAAUACGGUCCUGAUAGCUAUACUUAUCCUCCUACACCUUCAUAUGCUCCUCCACCUCCUGAGUAUACACACCCUCCUCCUUCACCUUCAUACACCACUCAGCCUUACUCUCAACCUCCGCCUUCUCAAAGCUUUGGCAAUAAUAAGAAGAGGUUGGAGCGGAAGUACUCCAAAAUCUCUGAUGAGUACUCCUCUUUAGAGCAGGUGACGGAGGCUCUUGCAGGUGCUGGUCUAGAAUCUUCUAAUCUCAUUGUUGGUAUUGAUUUCACCAAGAGCAAUGAAUGGACAGGAGCCAGGUCCUUUAAUAGGAAAAGCCUACACUUCAUAGGCAACAGUCCUAAUCCUUACGAACAAGCGAUUACUAUCAUAGGAAGAACCUUAGCCGCCUUUGACGAGGAUAACUUGAUCCCAUGCUACGGUUUUGGAGAUGCGUCGACGCAUGAUCAAGACGUGUUUAGUUUCAAUCCUGAUGAUAGGUUCUGUAAUGGGUUUGAGGAAGUGCUUGGUCGGUAUAAAGAGAUUGUCCCUCAGCUUAAGCUAGCAGGGCCCACCUCAUUUGCUCCGAUCAUUGAUAUGGCCAUGACCAUUGUCGAGCAGAGUGGCGGCCAGUAUCACGUCUUAGUGAUAAUAGCAGACGGGCAGGUUACAAGAAGUGUUGACACUGAAAAUGGGCAGUUAAGUCCGCAAGAACAGAAGACUGUGGAUGCUAUCGUGCAAGCAAGUAAGCUUCCUCUAUCAAUAGUCUUAGUUGGGGUUGGUGAUGGACCAUGGGACAUGAUGAGGGAGUUUGACGACAACAUUCCCUCCAGAGCUUUUGAUAACUUCCAAUUUGUGAACUUCACAGAGAUAAUGUCAAAGAACAAAGCUCAGUCCUUUAAAGAAACAGAGUUUGCUCUUUCUGCUCUCAUGGAGAUACCUCAACAAUACAAGGCGACAUUAGAGCUUAACCUUCUAGGAAGAAGGAAUGGGUAUAUACCGGAACGAUUCCCUCUUCCACCUCCAAUGCAUGGUGGAUACAACAAGCCAAAGGCUACUCCUCGUGUUUCAAGUUUCAAUCCGAGUGUACCUCCUUAUCCAACUGAAAGCUAUUCAGUAAGGUCUAGUCCUGCACCGCCAGCUACUACAACCUCUGCUUCUGAUAACCAGCUAUGUCCGAUUUGUCUGAGCAACCCUAAAGACAUGGCCUUUGGUUGUGGCCAUCAGACAUGCUGCGAGUGUGGACCGGAUCUUCAAAUGUGUCCCAUUUGCCGUGCACCAAUCCACACAAGAAUAAAGCUCUACUAGCCUUCAAGCAAGUAGACCAAGAUCCACAACCUUCUUACAGUUUCUUUUGGGGAUGUAAUCACUGAGCUUCCUCCACCGAGAAAGAUGGGAUCUUCUUUCUGUAAAAAGAAAAGUAAUACGUUAGUUUGUUCGUUGAUUCACUUUCCUAACUUUGAUCUUUGAAUUCUUUCAUUCUUCUUUGCUUGGAGUAAAUGUUGUUGUCAGUGUGUAGUCCUAAGUCUACCAUCGUUUUGUUUUCUGCUCUUUUGGUGAUUGUUUCUGAUAAAUUUGAUUCUUGAAAUUGAUUGUAGUGACGGUUUACACUUAUCCA